AUGAGUGGGUGGGAAGAUCAUUCUGAUGCUGAUGAUGAUGGCAACAGUGUUUUCGGAGAAGCGCCUUUGCCCCCUGCAAAUAUCCAGCAGGUUGCAGAACAGAUUGCCCAGGGUUUAUUAAACCUUGAUGAGUCAAUGGAACCAGCUGAUGACGAAUUUGACAAUCCUGAUUCAUACAGUGUCGAGCUCCCAGUAGAAGACUCAGUUCCGGACGAAGACUUCCUCCCAAUUGGAGAUGCCCCUCCCGACGAUGACCCUGGGUUGGAAAUGCCGCCUCCAGCCCGCCCUGAGACAGAAACGCUCCCCCGCAACUUCACCGCACUUUCCGAAGAGUUUAUCCAGCCUCAAGAUGACAGAUCAGAACCGGUUGGACACAAGCAAGCAUCAAAUUGCAUUACCGACUUUGAAAUGUAUACGGCAAUGUGGUGCGAGAAGUACUCUAUCCCAGGUGAUGCCUACGCUGGUCUCCUUGAGGGAUACAAACUCGUUAAAUCAAUAGAGAAUCUCAUGGAUCUUCCAAAGGAUGUGAGAACCCUCAAGAAGAGACUCAUUUCACAACUGCCGCUCAUCUCACAACGGCACAAGCUCAUAGAUGUCAAUCAGGAGAAGUUGCGCACAAUGUCUCCCGCGGAGAGGUCACAGGCAGCACAGAAGAGGAGAGCCGACAUGCAUUGGGUAGAUCUGUCGUCUUUGGUGACAAGACUCUUGUCUUCGAAAGACUUCGUUGGGGGGCUACAUUCUGGGUUCGGGGCGUUUGCAGAUGCACCAACAGAAAUGUGGGAAUCGGAGGCCUGGCUGUGCUCCAUACGCACAACUUCGGGAGCCACAAUCAGCUACGAAGAUGGGAGUCCAAUAUUGUGCUCUGAUUUCGUGCGGUAUCGUGGAGAGAGGUUUGGCCAGCAUAUUGGCAGGGUGUUUGCAAUUGGAAUUGAUCGCCGGGCCUGUGCAGCAACGAAAGAUGAAGUCCUUGUCCAGAUUCAGCCAGUAUAUACACGAGGAAGCUUACCACCCACCAUGAAAGAUGCAAUUAAUGGGAAGGAAACGCCUUUAUCACGGCGUUUCCUUUCUUGCCAUAUUCAGGAUGCGGCGGAUAUGGGUCUUGUCGUCAAAGACGUAUGCAUUGUCAAGUGCAACUGGGCCUUCGAAUAUGUAAUCCAUGGAGAUCUCGACACCAAUCACGUGUUACGACGGAACAAGAAGGCUGGCCAACUACAGGACAGGAAGGAGGGAGGUCGCAUGAGACCGGCCCUGGUACCUGGAGGGGCAGCGGGGAAUAGUAGUUCCGAAAGUAUCACGUGA
Messenger RNA from Pseudogymnoascus destructans, 1299 nucleotides. RefSeq lists its product as uncharacterized. The record is from RefSeq and is a predicted model, not a curated record. The transcript has 2 exons. The coding region runs from base 1 to 1299 and encodes 432 amino acids. Lineage: Eukaryota; Fungi; Ascomycota; Leotiomycetes; Thelebolales; Thelebolaceae.